AUGAGCCUCCAUGACCUGCUGGAGUCACGCAGGCCAAAUCCAUUCAUCCCAAUGAGUCUAAAAUGUUUCAUACUUCACAACGUCGCCAGUGGCUUGGCCUACUUACACGAGCAAUCACCACCCAUCAUUCACCGUGACCUGACCGCUAGAAAUGUUCUCCUCAACUCGGGCAUGGUUGCAAAGAUAGCGGACCUGGGUACCGCUCGCAUCUUGCCAAGUGGAAUGAUUGCAGCCACAAUGACCAGAGCUCCCGGAAAUUUGGUGUAUAUGCCUCCAGAGGCCUCUUCCCACAAAGUAGGUGAGAGGGAAAGAGAUCAGCGACAAGCCCUACAACCCAACGUUCAACAAGUCCUGCACCUGUUGGAACAGGUCAGAGCUGAAGUGGGAGAUGAACUCAUUGACAUGAACAAACUUGAAAUGAUGCAAGCUCUUCGCGUACAUCCCAGUAACCAGAAGAUUCUUAACGACAAGGACACGGAGAUUACGGAGCUCCACAAGGCACAACACAAGGCACAGCAGGAUAAAACUGAUUUCGAAGAAGCAAAAUUUCACAGCCCAGACAGCCAGCUACAGCAGUUAGCUGCAUUGGAAAAGGAAUUAUGUGAGAGAAAACAAGCUAUGGAACACAGGGAGAAGGAGCUGGAAACUCUUCAGACAAAACUAAAGACAGUUUCACAAGAAUUACACAGCCUGAGGCAGAGAAAAACUUUAGAAUUUGAAGGCAAGCUAAGGGAAGAAUUGGACCAAGAACUUAGAAGACUUACAGAAACGAAGGACAGAGAAACUUUGAAUGCACAAAGAGCUUUUAAGGAGAAGGAAAUGAUACUGCAGCAGAAAGUCGGUGCAUUAGAGGCUGAGCUCCUUGAAAAGGAAAAGAGCGUGAAUAAGAAAGCCGAUGCAGUUAAAUCUGCCCAUGAAAAACAGAAGUAUGCACAAAAUAAUCCAGAAAAUCCUACAGAAGCAGCAAACCUUGCCAGGAGAAAGUCGCUAUUUAAACAAAAACGGUUUCACCCUGAAGGCAGAGAAGCCCUUACAUCAGAGGAUGCGGUGGAUUAUGGUGAACUGAAGGAAAAAGAGGUGAUGAAUAUGCUCUGUGGAAUUGCCAACAAGUGGAGACAGCUUGGAACUCAGUUUGGACUCCAGCGUAAUGAGCUAGAGGCGAUAAAGCAAAAUAAUUCCUCACCUAUGGACUGGCUGCUGGAAGUGAUAGCUACGAAGAAAGCUAGAACAACUGACUUUGGGUGGACAGACAUUGUGAAAGCUUUACGUGCCAUGAAGGAAAACAGGCUGAAAGAAAGUAGUGAGUCCAAACUCAAAGGAAAGUUCUCUGCCCUCAUCACCUUCGCCAUCCGAUUCCUGGAGAAGAAGGAAGAAAAAUGCUUCGAAGACUUCAAGUCUUACGUCAUUACCUUUUUUGAACUUGAUUCAGCCGUCUUGAUUGCCACUAGCUACCGCCAGGUUUUCAACCUCAUUAGCCACGAGAAGAAAUGGGACUGUGUUAACUUCUCACCUUUGCUGGAAGUUUUGGGUCAUUUCAUUGGAGAGGAAUCCGAAGCAAUAUGCUGCGACUAUCAGGAAGCAGUCAAGGCCUACUAUGCCACACGAAAGCUUACUGAGACAAUUUCCAGGACCGACCUAACAAAAAUGUCCCGCGAAAAUGAGCCCCUCGAUUUGACCGUGCACGAGAUCGAAAUGAAGCUGCACCCACACAAGGUCUCUGAGAGAUCUCUCUCCUACAUUCACUCAGUGUGGGACUCGAUGUCUAGUUUCUUUUCAAUUCCCUCCGUCAAGACGGUUGUCGAUAGCAUGCCGUCAUCGGACGCUGAGGCUGAUUGCCUCUGUGCCACUCUAACACGCAAAACUAGUGAGCCGUUAAUGGGGCAGGGCAAAAAGUCUUGGAAGAAAUUCAUGAAGGAAAACGACAUCACUGAGAUUUCGUUUGAUAGUGGACAUGUCUUUACACUAUAG
Molecule: messenger RNA, 1968 nt
Organism: Geodia barretti
Lineage: Eukaryota; Metazoa; Porifera; Demospongiae; Tetractinellida; Geodiidae
Source: the annotation of a GenBank genome assembly